Tigriopus californicus is the source of this 1518-nucleotide messenger RNA. RefSeq names its product UV excision repair protein RAD23 homolog B-like. The record is from RefSeq and is a predicted model, not a curated record. Gene Ontology annotation, biological process: nucleotide-excision repair; proteasome-mediated ubiquitin-dependent protein catabolic process. Gene Ontology annotation, molecular function: ubiquitin binding; proteasome binding; polyubiquitin modification-dependent protein binding. Bases 286 to 1455 code for a protein of 389 amino acids. Gene Ontology annotation, cellular component: cytosol; nucleoplasm. Lineage: Eukaryota; Metazoa; Arthropoda; Copepoda; Harpacticoida; Harpacticidae. The transcript has 4 exons.
AUAAGUUCGGACGUGAGAAUCGGUCACCCUCAAGCCGGACCCGACAUCCUGGACAUUGGCAAAGUCAGGAAUUGUGCGUCGAAUCAUCCUCAUCGGACCCCCCCAAAUCCCGGAUUGAGAUUCCGGAUCGGUCAGGCUAGCGGCCCAUUCGUGUAGUAUUGCCCGGGGGGCAGUCGAAAAACCCGUGGAAGCGCCUCUGUGUCGGCCCCAUCCAUCCAUCCAACCAACCCCAGCGUCGGAGAUCCAUCCAUCGCCUCUUGCUCCCCCAUCCCAUCCGUAUCCAUCAUGUGGCUGACAUUGAAGAAUCUGCAGCAAGAGACGUUCACCUUGGAGGUGACGCUCGACCUAACGGUGAAAGAUUUGAAAGCGUUGAUUGAAAAGGAGAAAGGCGCCGACAGUUACCCGGUCAGUGCCCAAAAGCUCAUCUACACGGGUAAAAUCAUGGUCGACGACGAUCCCCUAUCCAAGUAUAGUAUCGACGAAAAGAAAUUCAUCGUGGUCAUGGUCGCCAAGGUCAAGCCCGCGCCCGCCGUUGCGCCCGCCACCGCGGCCGUGCCUGCGCCUCCUGCGCAGGCUACCGCCGCGGCUCCACCGGCCGAGACGGAAAUGACGGAUGCCAGUGCCGCCCCGACGCCGGCCCCCACGCCCGCCUCGAGUGAAACCACCCCGGCCGAGUCCGAAACCAGUCGGACGGCUACGGCUGUGCCCGCUGGACCUGUAUCCGUCGAAGCUCCGCCCGCGGGUGGCAUUGUUAUGGGCGAGGAAUACAAUAACAUGGUUAAGAAUAUCAUGGACAUGGGCUACGAUCGACCUCAAGUGGUGGCCGCCCUGAGAGCGAGCUACAACAAUCCUGAGCGAGCCGUGGAAUAUCUGCUCACUGGAAUUCCUCCUGAGGUGGCCGCCGAUGCCAAUGAAGGCCCACCCAACGUGGCCCCCGCUGGCCCUCCUGUGUCCCGCCCCUCGACCGAAAGUGCCCCCACUGGCCUGGCGGGCUCGACCGGUGGCGGAAGUAGCAGUGGUGGCGGUCAGUCCGCUCCCCGCACGGGCGCAGAGGCCUUGGCGUUCUUGCGCAACCAGGAGCAAUUCCAGCAGAUGCGCACCCUCUUACAACAGAAUCCUAAUAUGCUGAAUGCCGUCCUCCAGCAAAUCGGCUCCUCGAAUCCGCAACUCUUGCAGCUGAUCUCUCAAAACCAGGAGGAGUUCAUCCGCAUGAUUAACGAGCCUGAGGGUGGUGGUUCGGGCGCCACUCCCGGGGGUCAAGAAGGGGGCGAGGGCGAGGGAUUGUUGGGCGGUGGAGGCAGUGUGAUUCAAAUGUCAACGCAAGACAAAGAGGCCAUCGACAGGCUGAAGGCGCUGGGUUUCCCCGAGCAUCUUGUGGUUCAGGCCUACUUUGCGUGCGAGAAGAACGAGAACUUGGCUGCGAAUUUCCUCCUCUCUCAGACAAUGGACGAUUGAUUGAUAACCAAUGAUGAUUAUGAACCAUACGAAACAAUCUAGUGAAUGAAUGAACAACGUGCG